AUGGUACGACACAUACUGAGAUCGACCACAUUCUUACCAACCGAAGGUGGCGCUUACUGGACGUCUCGGUGCCGAAAGCUGGUAAAGAAGAUCUGUCACCGUGUUGAAGGAAGAAGAGAAGUCGAAUAUGACGGCGUCAGGCUGGAGGAGCUCCUGACCAUUUGUGACUGGCCCACCGAGGAGGACCCAACGAAGGACUACGAUCUGCUUCUCAGAGGACUGAAAGCCUGUGGUGAAAAUGCCUCAACGCCUCAAAAAACUUAG
Molecule: messenger RNA, 264 nt
Organism: Strongylus vulgaris
Lineage: Eukaryota; Metazoa; Nematoda; Chromadorea; Rhabditida; Strongylidae
Source: the annotation of a GenBank genome assembly